This is a messenger RNA of Tripterygium wilfordii, 2721 nucleotides long. RefSeq lists its product as uncharacterized. Bases 434 to 1555 code for a protein of 373 amino acids. The transcript is spliced from 4 exons. NCBI's taxonomy places the organism in Eukaryota, Viridiplantae, Streptophyta, Magnoliopsida, Celastrales, Celastraceae. The record is from RefSeq and is a predicted model, not a curated record.
AACAUAUAGUCACUGAAAGAUCAUCACUUUUCCAAUUUCAUCACUGAAUGUUAAAAUGUUUCAAGUUGGUAACCCAAAGUUUGUAUUUGUUCCAAACAGAUCAUUCGGGCAGAUUUUGGUGAUUUAGGUCAGUCAACUGGCCACGUGGCCAGUUGACCGUUAAAUACACAAAUCGUUAUGUCAACGUGGCUAACGGCGUGUCAAAAAAUAAGCGGGAUUGAGUUUACCCUAAACCCAAAUCCCUCUCUUUUCUUCGAAAAGAACAAAGAUAUUUUCUUUUAAGCUUCGAUCACCAACACAAGUAACCCAACAAAUCAUCAUAUAUGUUUUGCUCUGGUUUGCUAUGAAACCCCACACUAUUGAGUCAUCGUGACUUCAUACUUGGAUCAUUGGAUUGCGAUUUCAAACCCAUUGCAAGGUAAUAUUUGGUAGAAUGACACCUGCUCCAAGGAGACCACUGACUAGGGCAAGCAAUAGAUUGAGAAGAUCAAUGCAGAGUUCUGGAUUUUCAGGUAUAGUUACAAUUGAUGAUGAUGAUGAUGAGAUUCUGGCCUCAUUCAUGACUAGUUUGGAAGAAGAUGUUAGUGGGUAUGUCGCUGAAAACAACCAGACUGUUGAUGGGCAUGGUGAUGGGUUAGAUGGGGAAUUGGGUGAUAUUGGAGGUGAUGAUGGUUUUCUUGCAGGUGAUAGGAUUGAAGGUGAGGGAGAAGUUGAUGGGGGUAACACUGAUUAUGUUAUGGGGGAUGAUCCAGAUUUCAAAGAAGUGUAUGAAUCUGAAAAUGAAGAUAUAUUGUUGUAUGAACAUGACAGCGACGAUGAAGUUAGGAUGAAAAAGGGUGGAAAUCCUAAAUACAAUCCAAAGAUAAGUAUUGAACAGUAUGUUUUCGAACUUGGAAUGGAGUUUAACUCAAUUAAAGAGUUUAAGGAAGCUAUUAGAAGUUACGCAAUAGAUGGGGGUUACCAAAUUCAUCUUACUAGGAAUGAAAAAGAGCGUUGCCAAGCUAAAUGUGAUAUUGGCUAUCCAUGGAUGAUAUGGUGUUCCAAAAUAAGUGGUGAGAAGACAUUUCAGAUAAAAACAUAUGAGAGGAGACAUAUGUGUAGUCGGAGGAUGGAUAAUAAGCAAGCCAACAGCUCUUGGCUUGCACUUAGGUUAGUGGACAAAGUAAGGGGUGAACCAAAAGUGAGUGCAGGUAAUCUGGUGACAUUUGCAAAGGAUAAUAUGUCUUUGGAUAUCUCAAGGACACAUGCUUAUAGAGCAAAGAAGAAAGCACUAGAAAUCAUCGAUGGGAAGCAUCAAGAACAAUAUGGUAAAUUAAGAAGUUAUAUGGCUGAGGUUUUGAGGACUAAUGUAGGCAGCACAUGCAACAUUCUAGUGGAUAGGAAUAGACAUGAAGACCCUGCUGUGUUCAAAAGAAUAUACAUGUGCUUGGCCCCUCUUAGAGAUGGUUUUCUAGCUGGAUGUAGACCUUUAAUUGGUUUAGAUGGCUGUUUUUUGAAAACAUCAUAUGGAGGACAGCUCUUAACUACAGUUUCUCAAGAUAGUUGCAAUGGAUAGACAUGUGAAACUUAGGAUAAAGAUGGAAAGUAAACAAGGAAGGAUUGUGCCAGAAGUACAUGAUAGGUUGGAUAAGGAAUUUCUCAAAAGUAGAACGUGGACAGCGAAAUGGACUGGAGAUGCUCGACAAGUUGUGUUCCAGCAUUUGUCAGGUGUCCAAAAAACCAUGGCAGUAUGUUGUCAAUUUAGAUGAUCAUUCAUGUACGUGUAGGGCAUGAGACUUAUCAGGGAUACCAUGCACACACGCUGUGGCAGCAAUUAGUUUCUUACACAAAAAUCCUGAGUAUUAUGUACAUGAAGCUUAUACAAGGGAAACUUACCUACGGAUAUAUCAACACAAUGUGGAACCAACUAAUGGAGAAAAUCUGUGGUUAUCUACUGGAGGUGACAAAGUUCUUCCUCCUCCAAUUCAAGUUGCCACUGUUGGUAGACCAACCACCAAAAGAAGAAGAGAACAUGAUGAGCCUAGAAGCAGCAGUAGAUUGAGGAGGAGGUAUCCUAAGAUUAGGUGUACCAAAUGUGGAGGACUAGGGCACAAUAAAAGGGGUUGCAAGAAUCCACCAAUGGCCGAGCAACCCAAUGAUAGUGUUAAUGGCAGAGGAGGAGGUAGGAUAGGGAAUGCUGCAAGAGGGGUUGCUGCAAGAGGGGGUUCUGCAAGAGGGGGUGCAAGCAAAAUGCCAGUACGGAGACGUGUUCUGCCACAAGGAAUGGGUGGUUGUAGUCUCAUUGAAAACAACCCUGAAGUUGGCUUUGAGAGGAGUUUCCAUGAAAAUACGUCACAGCCCUGUGUUGUUGGAAUAAGUAAAAGUCCAGCAAAAGUACGUGCCAUUAGAAGGAUGCCAAACAUAGGUUCAACAAUUCAAGGGGCAACUUCGAGUUCCAGGUACAUGUCAAUGUUGAAUGCUACACAAGAAUCAGUGGCAAAUACAAGCAAGAAUAUAUAAAUAGGCUUCAACUGUCUGUCACGUUUUGUUUUAGAGUUGGAGUAGCAAAGAUGUAGUUAUGUCUGCCAUAUUUUGUUUUAGUGUAGGUUUAGUAAUGAAGUAGUUAUCCUUUUUUGGCAGAAUGGUAUUUUGGGAUGCUUUGGCAUGUUUUAUCCAAUGUUUUGGACAAUGUAAGAUAUUACCUUAUUAUCUACUUAUUUGGGUAUAUAUUUUUCUUUGCUA